CGGUAUGGGCGAUACGUCGCUGUUCUCGGAAGGCGGCAGCGCGCCGCUCCCGUCGGUUGAGGAGCAGCAGCAGCAGCAGCACCACCACCACCACCACCAUCAUCAUCAUUUCCCUGCUUCUGUGGCUGACGAGGGACAUCACUUCAAUGCUGCUGCUGCGUCGGCUCCUAGCUUGGAUCUGGAUCUGAGUUUGGCGGAGGAAGAGGCCGCGCGCGCUAUGAUGGAGGGGUUUGGGCCGAUGUAGAUGUCGCGGCGGAGGUGCGCUAAACGUGGUUGCUAUUUGUAUGAGGGAGAGUUAGGGACGCGGGUCUCGUGGAUAGCAGCGAGUGGCUUGGAAACGAAUGAGGCAGAGAGACGGGGCGUGGAAACUAGCUAAUACCUUUGCUUGCUUGCUUGCUUGCUUGCGGCGUAUUUUGCUCGGUGGACUGCUCCAGAGCUGCGUCUCUUUGCGCGUUGGAUGGCGAGGGCUUCUGCAUCGCUUCUCUUUGAGUUGAGCGGUGGCAAGGCCUUCUCUUUCUUCACGGAUGGGUACUGAAGGGAGUGCCUGCGGGUUUGCUAAUGGCUUGGGUCAAUGGUGUGUGUGGAGUGGU
Aplosporella prunicola CBS 121167 is the source of this 590-nucleotide messenger RNA. RefSeq lists its product as uncharacterized. NCBI's taxonomy places the organism in Eukaryota, Fungi, Ascomycota, Dothideomycetes, Botryosphaeriales, Aplosporellaceae. The coding region runs from base 5 to 244 and encodes 79 amino acids. The transcript has a single exon. The record is from RefSeq and is a predicted model, not a curated record.